Molecule: messenger RNA, 3889 nt
Organism: Paramisgurnus dabryanus
Lineage: Eukaryota; Metazoa; Chordata; Actinopteri; Cypriniformes; Cobitidae
Source: RefSeq, a predicted model, not a curated record
GAUUACAACAGAUAUUCUUUGUUUCAUAAACAAUGUGUUAGUUAAACUUUAAAAAAGUACAUUUAAUCAUAAUAGCAUGGAACAUUGGAAAAACAUUUUUUAACCAUUUUAUACUGCCUGUAUUUCCCAAAUUUUUUAGCACACAUAUGAUUCAACAUUUCAUCAUCCACAUCACCAAGCAAAUGUACAUUUUAAAACCAACUGCAAAGUAAUGGACUUGUUCUAUUAACUUAAGUGCGUUUUUAGAUAUUUGGUAACCUCGGGCGUGCCAGGCUUAGCUGGAUUCAACACUAUAGGGCCUAUGAUUUGUAAUUUGCUUUUAUGAUUUGUUCAGGUUCAGGUAAUAUUCCUUAAAUAAAUAAACUCACUCAGCGACAUAUUUAUAAGAAGUUUACGAAUCUCCAUAAGCAUAUGGCUUUAUCAGCAAUGUGGAUCACCAUUAUUAGGAGGUGAUUUACAUUGACUAUUAAUGGUUAAAAAUGGGCGUGAACAGGGCGGGAUAUACGUGAAUCAGCCUCAUACGCACACUUGCAAGUGAUCUGUGAUUUAUAAAGGAAACAUUGCCUACAGGUGCGCGUGACCUGGCACAUGGUUUUAUAAAUCUGAAUAUUUUCCAUCUAAAGGUGAUGUCUGUAGGAGUAAUAUUAAUGGGUACCAAAGAUGUCACUUCCGCCAUUGGCACUGUCAUAUUUGUGUCCGUUUUGGCAGCGAACACAGCACAUCUAAUUUGCUAAAUUAUCACAUUUAUUAGUUUAAUUGAGGGUUUACCAGAGACUAAAUGUUGAUUGUACAAUCUGGAGUUAGAUGUCGGUUGCUGUAACGUCGGGGAGAUAGGCAGGCAGAGGAUCCAAAAUGCAGCUUUUAUUGAGUGAACAUAGACGAAGUAAAAAAACAGAAACCAAAAUAAUCCAUGACAGAUUAUCCAUAACAUGAAUACAAAGACCAGAACCAAAUUAUUACAUCCAACACAUUACAUUAACAAAGACUGAUCAAGGACAACUGAAACACUAGGGCUAUAUAUACACAAGGGGUAAAUGAGGUAACAAGACACACCUGGGAUACAAUCAAGAACAAGGACCAAUGGAACAAAAAAACUACAAAAGACUACAAAACAUGGCAGACAGAACCGAACUUCAAAAUAAAAGACAAGGACUGGGGAAAACAACUGAAUAAUUACAGCUGCAACACAUGAUCAAUUAAUUUUUUUUUCCAGAGACAAGUAUUACAAUAUAAAAUUUUGGUAUUGCACUGUAUUGCAUUUGCUCAAUCUGAAACAAAACCGAUUGAGCUAAUGAUGUGACAUCACAGAGACUCCAAAGCAAGAUGAUACAUUUGCUGUCGUCUACUUCACUGCAGCCAAUCAGAUUCAAGAACCUCUUUUUGCUCCACACCCAAUUUACAGUCAGAGUACCAACGUUCAAAACCCCAAAACGAUUACAGCAGAGAUUCUUAUAUUUAAUAAACGAUGCGUUAUAAAAACAAGUACAGUUAUUCAUAGCACGACACAUUGUACAAGCGUUUGUUUACGCUAAAUGUGAAAUGGGCUUUUGAAAGUAUGUAACAAAUAAAUACUGAUGCCAAGUGUUUCACUGUCAACUUAAAUGUUUAGUUUUGGUUCCAAACUGUUUAUUUCUGCUAUAUCUUGGUCAUUUUAUUUAUGUACUCAUCUGUGCCUUGCUGACAUACUGAUGCUGAAACAAGUGUCAUGUACGGAGCGUUCACAUUGAUCUUAGAUCAGACUGCUUAGAUCAUUUUUAAUUCCCAACCAAUACAAGCACAAACACAUAUGUGUGAAAGCAGUUGUGUCCACACAAGAAAGAGGAAGUUUUGCAAAUGAGUACUUUUAUGCAGUUUCUGUGAGGAAAAAACUGAAAGCUAAUCUUAGGUAAGCAUUUUGAUGUUUAGUUCCUCAAUACGACAAACUGCUCUCAUGUGUCAUCUGUCACAGUUCAAUCUUACAGGGAUUACUGAUAUCAACUGGUCUUACUGGAACAUUACAGGUUUACACAUCCAAAAUGAAGUUCGUCUGUGCUGUGUGCAUCUGGAUUUGUCUGUCAGGGUUUGGACAUUCAGCUGCUGAUGGGAUUCACAUAAACAAACAUGAAGGAGAUCAAGUCACCAUUACAUGUAGUCAUGAAUGGGCUUCAACUAACAAGAAGUAUUUCUGCAGAGAUCCAUGUAAAAAGGAAGAUAUUCUAGUAUCAACUAAUCGGUCACCUAACAGGAGAUUCAGACUGAAGGAUUUUGGAAAAGGAACAUUCAAAGUGACCAUCACUGAUCUACAGGAGUCAGACUCUGGGAUUUACUGGUGUGGAGUGGACAGAGUUUUUCAAGACACAUAUAUAAAGGUCAAUGUGAGAGUAUCUAAAGCAGAUAAAAACACAAACACACCUGAGAAGACUCCAACACCAGAGACAAAAUCUGAUUCUGAAACCUCCACGAGUAGAUCAUUCACUCCUGCACCUCAUGACAUCACAACCUCAUCUCCAUCUAAAGGUCAUAAUGAAACACCCCGUUCAGCCAAUCAAAAUUUUUUUGAUCAAGCUGGUCCUCUGGUGUGUACUGCUGUGGGUCUGACUGUGAUGCUGAUUAUAUUUUUGGGGAUUUUCUGUAUGUAUAAAAGGAAGAAGAGAAAGUCACACAGUUCCAGUGGUUCAACUCUGAGUGAUGUUAAAAGAGGGACCACAGAGGUAAGAGAGACUGCAGGUGAGGACAUCACAUAUGUGGACAUCAAAGAGACUCAACAGCAGACGGAUAAACACCCAGUCAUAUAUUCAACUGUCAAUCAUAAUUCUGCAGCAAAUCAGACUCAAGAUUCAUCCAUCUAUUCCAACCUCUCAAUCCAACCAUACAACUGUAACAACCAAAUGGCAAACCCCAUCAUUGACACAGUAACAUAUGCAGCUAUUUAUAAACAUAAAGUCUCUUCACCAAAAACAUUCAGAUCAGAAGACACAGUAACAUAUGCCAGUGUUUGUUCCUAAAGCUGUUUAACAUACUUGAUGUUUUGGCACAAUGUAACUUUUAAAUUAUUAUGUAUAUAGAUAUAAGCGUUUAUCACUUUUUUGGAUGUUACAACAAACAGCUUCACCGUUUACUUCCUGAUCUUUACUGUCUGUAUAUUUGGAUAUUUUUGACAACUAGUCAGUAUUCAACUAGUUUGCUCAGUUCUUUAACUGCUUCAAUUCAUGUUGUUUUAAUAAAUGUGAUUGUGAUUCUCACAUCAGGCUUUAACUUGCAUUUAAAUAUUUAUAUCACUUUGUAGUAAAUAUAAAUAAAGAGAUAUGUAUCGUAUAUCACCAUUCAUUGUAAGACUACUGAGAUAUGAAUUUUGGUCAAAAGUGCCAGCCGUACUUCUAUCCUAUAAAUGUAACCUUGUAAGCCGUUCAACACAAACCAAUAAAAUGAUAUUCCCAAAAUAAAAUGAAUUUAGUUGCUAAACUAUUUGACCAAUAAGACACAUUUUUGGCAGAAUCUGAAAGAAUGGAGACUUCAGACAAAAAUUUCAGACUUAAUUUAAACAAGAAAAGGAGUUAUAGCUGAUGAAGUAUUGUGAAAAUGAAAAUUUGAGCACAGAAUUGUGAUUACCAGCAAGGAACGGAACACAAGUGUAUGGAGCCAGAAUGAUCUGAAUAAUAAUCCACGCAAAAACAUGAUGCACACACUCGUAGCCAAAUUCACACACACAAUUCACGUGCACAAAAUAUAUACACUCUUAGAAAAAUGGUUCUAAAUAGUACUAAAUAAGGGUUCGUUAGCUUGUAACAAUAGCAGAACUUAUUUUGGUUCUUAGAACCUUGCCUUGAAAAGUGCCAUAGAACCUAUGCUAUAAAGAACCACUAAUGUAUCAGCUGUCAGGAGGGUUAUUUUUAUUAUUUAUGCACUGUAA